AUGAAGGGAUUUUUCUUUGAAGUUCCCGAGUCUGGACCUGACACGGCCAACCCUAUCGUAUACCACUUCGGAGACUACGAAGUCACCAUCGAGAGAGCUUUCGUCUUUGAUAAACCUGGCCCGGCAAAAGGCAUCAUUAUUCACCAAUCCGGUGGCAAGUUUCUUCUGAUUGGCAGCGGAUUUUCAGUCAAGGCUCGCGCACUGAGCCCAGAUGCAAGCUUCAAUGGAAUCUUGCGAUUUGAAGAGAAGACGCCUGAAGGAUGUAGCCCAGGGGAAUUGCGGACUGUGAGGAUACUCAACGGCGAUGAGACGAGAGGAGGAAUCGUUGCAACGAUGCCGAACGACGACCCGGAUUAUGGAGAUUUCCCCAUCUGUGUGACGAUUCCCGCAAGGACGAAGGUUGCUGAGGUGGAGUUCUAUCACUUGAAGGAAGCAAAGUAG
This is a messenger RNA of Fusarium falciforme, 441 nucleotides long. RefSeq lists its product as hypothetical. The transcript has a single exon. NCBI's taxonomy places the organism in Eukaryota, Fungi, Ascomycota, Sordariomycetes, Hypocreales, Nectriaceae. The record is from RefSeq and is a predicted model, not a curated record. The coding region runs from base 1 to 441 and encodes 146 amino acids.